GAGACGCGGGACACUUUACACAGAGACCACUCCACACGCACACGGUGUAUCCCAGCUGCACGCACAGAGGAGCGGGGAAGUUCGCAGAGAUGCAGUCGGUGUUCCAGCACCUCGUCAGCCUGCUGCUCGUCUGCAGCAGCCUGCACCUCCACCAGCUGACGGAGGGCUGCUCCUGCGCACCAUCGCACCCGCAGGACGCGUUCUGCAACUCCGAGAUAGUGAUUCGUGCAAAAGUUGUGGGCAAGAAGAUCCUGAGAGAUGGACCUUUUGGAACGAUGCGCUACACAGUCAAGCAAAUGAAGAUGUACAAAGGAUUUGACAAAGUCCAGCAUGUGCAGCACAUUUACACGAGCGCCUCUGAGAGUUCGUGCGGCGUCAAGUUUGACAUCAACAAGUACCAGUACCUGAUAACAGGUCGAGUGUACAACGGCAAGGUCUACACCGGCCUGUGCAACUUCAACGAGCAGUGGGACCGCCUCUCAUUGGCUCAGAAGAAGGGGAUCAACCAUCGCUACCAGCUGGGCUGCAGCUGCAGGAUCAAGCCCUGCCGCUACCUGCCUUGCUUUGUGACCUCAAAGAACGAGUGCCUAUGGACGGACAUGCUGUCCCACUUCGGUAAUUCCGGCUAUCAGUCCCGGCACUACGCCUGCAUCCAGCAGAAGGAGGGCUACUGCAGCUGGUACCGGGGCAUGACCUCCCGUGACAAAACCACCAUCAAUGCCACCGACCCCUGAGCCUAAUCGCACCCUGCCUGAAACCCACUGUCGCCUCCCUGACUCCGUCCCUUCCCAGAGUAUUUCAGGAGUCUUAAAGCUCACUGGCCUGGGUGACUGCCCCCCUCAAAGGGCAAAAAAAGAGAGAAAAGAACAAAUCCAUUACAGUGCCUGUUUCGUAGCACUUCUGAUAGAAAACAAUACCUCUUUUGUUUUACAAAUCGCCCUUUCGAACUCUCUAAUGGUUUUCCCACAUGAUACGAUCUGUCUCUUUAGGGUUCAGUUUAAAAAGGCAAAAAGACAGUUGAAGAGCCAAUAACCUCAAUUGGGAUAUACAGAGUGAGAAAUGUACAACCAGCAAUGACGAUUAUGUAUAUUUGAGGUGAAAAGUUGUUGCUACUAAACUGAACCUGCGAUACAAAACACAUCAGAGACCAGAGCCAAGAGUCUCACUGAGAAAACAGAUUUAGGGCCAAUGUGAAAAGUAAGAUCCCUGAAAAUUAUACCUCUUAUUUUGGCUUCAAAACAAUUUUUGAAAACGGUAUUGUUUCACACUGAAGUAUAUUGAUUAUCUUCGGUUUUUUACUGUAACGUGUCUUUACAGAUGAUAGUGUCUGUUUCCCUGAGUGUUUGUGGCGUAACACAUUUUGCAGUUACGUCACAAACAGCAGUCUUUCUGAUGAACACUGAUGAAUAUCAGCAAAAUGCUACAAAAUGUCUGUCUGUUACAGUGGCUACACAGGGAAGAGCUCAUUUCUCGCAGAGAUGGUGAGAUUUUAUUUUUUGCUGUAUAUAACAUAAGCUAAAGAAAUGAACUAUCAGCUCAGCUGAAACCUCUGUAAUACAUUUAUUUAUGUUUAAUGGAAUACACGUUAACCAUGUGGUGUAUCUGCAAAAAAUAUAUAUGAAUAGUGACAGGCCAAAACUACAUUGUGACAACAAUCACGGCCUGGGUUAUCGUCCAGAAUGAAGGACCAGCAUCUGCAAGUUAUAUAUCAUGGUACUUUUAUUGUUUUUAUUUGCUCGAUUUAAGUUCCCCUGACUGGUGGUUCUCUUCACCUAUCCAAUGAAAGUACAGUAUAAGCAGAGGUUUCAGAAGAUGAUUUAUUUUGUAAGUGUAUAUUCAAUCUUUUUGUAUUUAACUAUUUGAAAUGGACAUCAUUCAUAUUAUAUAUAUAUAUUAUAUAUAUAGAUGACAGUAACAAUACUGUCUCUAAAUUCGUUCUUCACCUGUGCCCAUCUUGGGAGUUUUCCCAAAUUUUUCCUGUGCAGUACCUUCAGUCCAUUCCAUUACCAGACACAGAUCUGCCUCAAAGGGAAUAACAACCUGUUCAUCAUGAUGGAUACCACACUCAUGUUGGCUGGUUAGAUUAGCUUACAGUAGUAUAAAGAAAGGAAACCAGUGGCCUGUUUCUGUUCAACAGUGAUAGUAUCUGUCGUGUGGCAUCUUUAGAGCUUGCUUAUUAUCACACUAUAGUCAACUUCAUUUAAGUCGUACAAAUUCCAAUGUGUAAAUGUUGAGAUGAGACAGAAUUAUGUGCUAGCACUGUGACGUGACGCUAUGUUGUUUUUCUUGCAGUUUUGUAAUGUAUUAAUCAGUGAGCUUCAAAGAUGCUUAUGUAUUGUUUAUUUUACAACUUGAAAAGAGCCACACUAGCUGAUUUGUUUCUUGUCUAUGCCAAUCUGAGCUAGCUAGCUUUCAGCUCCAGAUCUAACAGCCAAAUAUGAGGGUGGUAUCAAUCUUCUCAUCUGAGCGAAUAAGUGGAUUUCUCAUAAUGUCAACUACUAAUCCUAGGUCCAUGUAUUCAUAGCCAUUCCAUCUUGACAAGAAUGUUCCAUCCGUUGUUUCGAGUGUACAAAAGACCAUCACAGGAAACUAACACAGUUAGAGGAGGAAGAUCAACUUUUAUCUGAUACUAAAUAAAAAUCCAAUACUGGCCUGUUAUAUAAAUUAAUGUAAAAUAUCUGAUUAGGCUACAUCGGCUACCUUUUUUGAUUUGGCUACUUAAGUAUUGAGCUCUGACAAAAUAUCUCAAAGAAUCUCAACAUUUAAUUCUUAAGCUCAUUUUUUUUCCUUAUUGAAUAAAAUACUCAUCAGCCUCUCUUUGAUAUAGAAUUGAAUAAACCGGUUUUCUUUGGUUUUGAUCAGCUUGUACAACAUUUGACAGUUGUUUUGUCUUUGAGACGUCUCGAGAAAAAAGGAAAGUUGACCUUUGAGGGGAAAACGCUUUACAUCAUUGCACAAUGCAGUUACUUAAUAUGGUGUUUAGGCUGUUUCUCCCACUGUGGUGUAUCUGUGUCGCUAUUUCUGUGGUUCAUGUUUGUGUAAAUAUACUGUCUGCUUAACACAGAAACACUCGGUCAAGUCUGAUCCUUAAAAAAAACAACCCUCAAAUCAUGGAAGCUGUGUACAGUUUGUUUGUAAACACUGAUUCCUGAAGUGUGGGUGGGGGGCGUUCCUUGUAGGGGUUAUAGAAAUGUUUGACUUAAUUUCUGUGUUUUAUAUUUUUAUAAUAAAGAUUUAAUGAAAAAUG
Limanda limanda (common dab) is the source of this 3247-nucleotide messenger RNA. Its product is annotated as metalloproteinase inhibitor 3-like. Lineage: Eukaryota; Metazoa; Chordata; Actinopteri; Pleuronectiformes; Pleuronectidae. Gene Ontology annotation, molecular function: protease binding; metalloendopeptidase inhibitor activity. Gene Ontology annotation, cellular component: extracellular matrix. Gene Ontology annotation, biological process: negative regulation of endopeptidase activity; negative regulation of membrane protein ectodomain proteolysis. The transcript has 5 exons. Bases 90 to 734 code for a protein of 214 amino acids. The record is from RefSeq and is a predicted model, not a curated record.